AUGUUAACUCACACUGGAGAGAAACCUCACAAGUGUGAUAUUUGUUACUACUCUGCUGCAACUAAAAGUAAUCUGAUGAGUCACAAACGCACACACAAUGUAGAGAAGCUUUAUAAAUGCAAUAUUUGUGACUAUAGAGCUAAAAGAUCAAACGAUUUGAAGACACAUAUGUUGACGCACACUCGAGAGAAACCUCACAAGUGUGAUAUUUGUAACUACUCUGCUGCAAAUAAAAGUUAUCUGGUGAUUCACAAACGAACUCACACUGGAGAGAAACCUUACCCCUGUAGUUUGUGUGACUAUAGAGCUAUACAGUCGAACCAUUUGAAGAAACAUAUGUUAACUCACACUGGAGAGAAACCUCACAAGUGUGAUAUUUGUUACUACUCUGCUGCAACUAAAAGUAAUCUGAUGAGUCACAAACGAACACACAUUGGAGAGAAGCCAUAUAAAUGCAAUAUUUGUGACUAUAGAGCUAAAAGAUCAAGCGAUUUGAAGGUACAUAUGUUUGCUCAUACUGGAGAAAAUCCUCACAAGUGUGAUAUCUGUAGCUAUUCUGCUGAAAGUAAAAGUAAACUGGUGAUUCACAAACGAACACACACUGGAGAAAAACCUUACCCCUGUAGUUUGUGUGACUAUAGGGCUACUCAAUCAAGCUUAUUGAAGAGACAUAUGUUGACUCACAUUGGAGCGAAACCUUAUCCAUGUAGUUUGUGUGACUAUAUGGCUAAUCAAUCAAGUAUAUUGAAGGUACAUAUGUUGACUCACACUGGAGAAAAACCUCAAGCUCACAAGUGUGAUAUCUGUAGCUACCCAGCUGCAACUAAAAGUAUCCUGGUGACUCACAAACGAAAACACGAUGGAGAGAAUCUUUACCAAUGCAGUAAAUCCACCAGUUUAAAGACAAAUAUGUCGACUCAUAGUCAAACUGAAAUACAUUUCAAAUGUGAAUUAUGCGAAUUUACAGCGGAAACGGAAAGUCUUCUUGUUGCUCACAAAAAGAAUCACCCAGAUUUGCGACCGUUUGGCUGUGAAAUUUACUGUGGCUAUAGAGGCAAAACAAAAAGUGAUUUAAUUGACCAUAUUUGGGAGGUGCAUGGUCGACUAGACCUCAAAUGAAUUGUUAUCUAAAAUAUUAUAUUUUACGUACAACUUUAUGACUUUACAUAAUUUAAAUUAUUGAAAGUGCUGCUCGAUCA
Bolinopsis microptera is the source of this 1199-nucleotide messenger RNA. RefSeq names its product zinc finger protein 271-like. Gene Ontology annotation, cellular component: nucleoplasm. The record is from RefSeq and is a predicted model, not a curated record. The transcript has a single exon. Bases 1 to 1119 code for a protein of 372 amino acids. Lineage: Eukaryota; Metazoa; Ctenophora; Tentaculata; Lobata; Bolinopsidae. Gene Ontology annotation, biological process: regulation of transcription by RNA polymerase II. Gene Ontology annotation, molecular function: RNA polymerase II cis-regulatory region sequence-specific DNA binding; DNA-binding transcription repressor activity, RNA polymerase II-specific.